Molecule: messenger RNA, 1674 nt
Organism: Nycticebus coucang (slow loris)
Lineage: Eukaryota; Metazoa; Chordata; Mammalia; Primates; Lorisidae
Gene: CDC37L1
Product: cell division cycle 37 like 1, HSP90 cochaperone
Exons: 7
Coding region: 174-1187 (337 amino acids)
Biological process (GO): protein folding; protein stabilization
Cellular component (GO): cytoplasm
Molecular function (GO): heat shock protein binding; protein-folding chaperone binding
Source: RefSeq, a predicted model, not a curated record
UCCUUCCGCCGUCAGCCGGAGGCGCGGCCCAGACUAGCGCCGGGUGUGCGUCGCUGACUGGGGGUUUCUGGGUAACGGCCCCGGCCGGCUGGAGCUGCUGGCUCCGCGCAGCGGGUUCCACUCAACGCCAAGUCCGUUGGCAGUGGCGGUUGUAGGUCUGGGGGCAGCUGGACAUGGAGCAACCGUGGCCGCCGCCGGGACCCUGGAGCCUGCCUCGGGCCGAGGGUGAAGCUGAGGAAGAGAGUGACUUGGACGUGUCCCCCGGUUCUCCCCGCUGCCCGCAGUUGCCGGACGGCGGCGUCCAGAUGUAUAGCCAUGGGAUUGAACUAGCUUGCCAAAAGCAGAAAGAGUUUGUGAAGAGCUCUGUGGCGUGCAAAUGGAAUCUUGCUGAAGCUCAGCAGAAACUUGGUAGCUUAGCACUGCAUAACUCUGAGUCUUUGGACCAGGAACACGCCAAAGCACAAACAGCAAUAUCAGAACUGCGGCAACGGGAAGAGGAAUGGCGACAGAAAGAAGAGGCUCUAGUACAAAGAGAAAGGAUGUGUCUAUGGAGUAUGGAUGCCAUUAGCAAGGAUGUUUUUAAUAAGAGUUUUAUUAAUCAAGAUAAAAGAAAUGAAACAGAAGAUGAAGAUAAGUCAAAAUCAUUUAUGCAGAAAUAUGAGCAAAAAAUCAGACAUUUUGGUAUGUUGAGUCGAUGGGAUGAUAGUCAGAGAUUUUUGUCAGACCAUCCCUACCUUGUAUGUGAAGAAACUGCUAAAUAUCUUAUUUUAUGGUGUUUUCACCUAGAAGCUGAGCAGAAAGGGGCUCUAAUGGAACAAAUAGCACAUCAAGCUGUUGUAAUGCAGUUUAUUAUGGAAAUGGCCAAAAAUUGUAAUGUGGAUCCAAGAGGGUGUUUUCGUUUAUUUUUCCAGAAAGCCAAAGCAGAGGAAGAAGGUUAUUUUGAAGCAUUCAAAAAUGAACUUGAAGCUUUCAAGUCAAGAGUAAGACUUUAUUCUCAAUCACAAAGUUUUCAGCCUAUGACAGUUCAGAAUCAUGUUCCCCAUUCUGGUGUUGGAUCUAUAGGUAUAUUAGAAUCCUUACCACAGAAUCCAGAUUAUCUUCAGUAUUCUAUCAGUACAGCUCUCUGCAGUUUAAACUCAGUGGUAUAUAAAGAAGAUGAUGAACCCAAAAUGAUGGACACUGUAUAAUUUGGUUAAGACUGCUGAGGCCAAGUGUUAUUUUGUUAUAAGAAAGGAAGAACUUGGCUAUUCUCUUGACACUUUUAUGGGUGCUGCACUUUAUUUUUGUUUGGUUUUUGAUGGGAGGGAAAAGAGUACUGAAAUGUUUUGUAACUUUUUUUUAAUGUGCUGCUAGGUUUUUUGUUUUAUUGUUUUUUUCUGAAGAGGAGUGGUACCAUAUGUUGCAGGAAGUCAAACUGGACUCUUUUGGGGGCUACUAAAUUUGCCUUUAAUCUUACUGUUCUCAAUUUUGGAAUCAAAGUAUGAAAGUCUGCACAAAUGCAAUGUUUACAAGAACUGCUUGAUUCUAGGAGGCAUCUGCUACAGUCUCUUUUUAUAUAGAUAUGUACAUGUCCUACUCUACAAAAAUGAUUAAAGAUAAAAAUGUACUUGUAUCCCACUGCUAAUUUAGCUGUCAAAUCUGGUGUUUCAUUAUAUUAAAAGCAAUAAAUCAGUA